Messenger RNA from Drosophila mojavensis, 784 nucleotides. It is a transcript of the gene Polr3G, whose product is annotated as DNA-directed RNA polymerase III subunit RPC7. The transcript is spliced from 3 exons. The record is from RefSeq and is a predicted model, not a curated record. Lineage: Eukaryota; Metazoa; Arthropoda; Insecta; Diptera; Drosophilidae. Gene Ontology annotation, cellular component: RNA polymerase III complex. Gene Ontology annotation, biological process: transcription by RNA polymerase III. Bases 99 to 746 code for a protein of 215 amino acids.
GCUGGCUUCCAAUGGUUGGAAAUGUGGAAGUAAACGCGUGCGAGUUUUAAAACAUAAACAAGUCUUUAAUUGAUAAAAUAUAAAAGAAAACAUUGAAAAUGGCUGGACGUGGGCGUGGUGGGAAGACAGGAUCGCUCACUGCCGAGCAGAUGCAGGCGCUAGGCUGCAUGGGCAAAGAUAUGCCACAAGUGCAAACGGCGCCGCCUCCAACAUUUCCACCGCUACUCAACAAACCAAUUUCCCUUGAGACGACUGCCUCACAAAACUAUCAAUUACUGUGGAAAGAAGACUUUUUAAACCGCAUGCGUGAUUCACCAUAUUAUAUUAUUUCAGCCAGCCAGGAGAAAGAACAUAUUAAUGUUAAGGACUGGCGAGAGAAAGCUUUGGAGCGCCUUAAGCAUAGGGCACAGCCUGAAUUUAAUUACAAAGCAAUGCCAAGAGAACUAAAUCUAAACAAUCGCAAACGACGUGCGGCUGAGCCACGACCCAAGCUGAUGCCCAAAAAGACAAACAUUGAGGAUAGACUGAAACAGCUGGAGCAGAAGGAGCUCACAAGCGGUGGUGAAAACGAAAACGACGAAGCCAAGCAGGAUAGCGACUCGGAGCACGACGAGGACCAAGAAGAUCCAGAUGCGACGCUCGACGAUGAGAUGGACGAGGAGAACGACUAUGCCAACGAUUAUUUCGAUAAUGGAGAAGCGUACAAUGAAGAGGACGACAAUAUGGACGAUGGUCCCGUAUAUUAAGCAAAAAAUAAACAUUGUUUGGGAUUGUGAUUUACUAA